Messenger RNA from Nicotiana attenuata, 853 nucleotides. RefSeq names its product nodulin-related protein 1-like. Bases 85 to 612 code for a protein of 175 amino acids. The transcript has 2 exons. Lineage: Eukaryota; Viridiplantae; Streptophyta; Magnoliopsida; Solanales; Solanaceae. The record is from RefSeq and is a predicted model, not a curated record. Gene Ontology annotation, biological process: regulation of abscisic acid biosynthetic process; response to heat.
UUAUCAACCUCCUCACUAUUCAAACCAAUCUCCAACACAUAAAACACAGUUACUUAUUCUCCUUCCUUUUCACAAGAAAAUAUCAUGAAUUUCCUCUCAUCUUUGACUAAGAGCGCCGGCGGCCAAUCAGCCGACGAGCCUAAGAAAACCGCCGGCGAGGAAGCUUCAACUACUGACCUUUUUUCCAGUGCAAAAGUGUUAGCAGAAGCAGCUCAAAGCCAAUACAACAAAGAUUCCGGCAAAAUCGAUAACAAAAAGGUGGCUGAAGCUGCUGCUGAUGUUCUUGACGCUGCACAGAAAUAUGGAAAGUUAGAUGAAACUCAAGGAGUUGGACAGUAUGUUGAAAAAGCUGAAACUUAUCUCCACCAGUACGGUUCUGCUAACCCCUCCACCACCACCGAUGCUGCCGCUGCAAAGCCUCCUGCAGCCGUACCAGCUACUGAAGAAACAAAGGCACCGGCACCGGCACCGACUGCAGAAGAUACUGAAGAAACAAAGGCACCGGCACCGGCACCCGCACCAGCAGGAGAUGGUGAAUCGGCGAAAGCAUCUGAAGGUGGAUCAGGAUCAGAUUAUCUUAAGAUGGCUGGUGACUUCUUAGGCAAGAAGUGAUUAGUUUAAUCAGAUUUUUUUAAUAAUGGCUGUUAUAUUCCAAGUUUCUUUUCUUUCAUUUUCUUUGCCACUGUUCUGUGUUCAUUACCGGCGGCGAAUUUCUCUGUCGCCGGAGCUGUUUUUACUUGGCAUAUGUAAUUUGUAUGUAUGCUUUUUCCAGUAUGAUUUUUAGGGUGUAAUGGUAUUUGUGUUGUAUGGAUAAAGUGUGAUCUUUUAUAAUGUUAUUGGUGUAUAUGGUGUA